CUAAUACAAAUAAUAUCAUCUCCACUCUCUAUAAGUAUUAAGAAUCUCCAUUCCAAUUUCCAACGAAAAACAAACUCACUCUCAAAAAUCAUAAUCAUUCACUUACUAUUAAAAUUUCUCAUACAAUUAAGCCUUGUGUCACACUAUCAUCUUAUUUAAACGAUGACGCGGCUGGCAGAGGUCGUGGGCGGCACCACGGCGGAGUGCGCGGCGGUGUGCUGCUGCUGCCCCUGCGGCCUGGUGAACCUCCUCGUGCUGGCCACGUGCAAGGUGCCGGCGGGGCUCUGCCGGAAGGCGCUGAGGCAGAAGCGUCGCCGCAGGCUGUUGAAGAGGGGACUGCUGCCGUCGGCCAAGUGCACAUCCGACGACAAGGACUUCCAGAUUCACCCGGCGCCGUCGAGCGCGGAGGUGAUGGAGCUCGAUAAGGAGAUGUUCGAUCAGUUCUACAGCGGCGGAUUUUGGAGGAGCUCAUCGGGCCGAAUGUGAUUUCUCACGUUAGUUUUAUUUUUGUGACAAACGUAAUAUAGGAUAGGUAUAUUAAUUGAAAUAAAUGGAUCCCGACUUAAAGGAGAUAUGUAUGGCGUCAUUUGCCUUUGUUUCCAUCUCUUUUUGUUAGUGGAUCGGUGCUAUUGUGUAAGUGUGAUAUUGUGUAUGUGUGAGGUGGUUGUUUUUUCGCA
Messenger RNA from Salvia hispanica, 677 nucleotides. RefSeq lists its product as uncharacterized. NCBI's taxonomy places the organism in Eukaryota, Viridiplantae, Streptophyta, Magnoliopsida, Lamiales, Lamiaceae. The record is from RefSeq and is a predicted model, not a curated record.